This is a messenger RNA of Schistocerca nitens (vagrant locust), 612 nucleotides long. RefSeq names its product translation initiation factor IF-2-like. NCBI's taxonomy places the organism in Eukaryota, Metazoa, Arthropoda, Insecta, Orthoptera, Acrididae. The record is from RefSeq and is a predicted model, not a curated record. The transcript is spliced from 2 exons. The coding region runs from base 1 to 612 and encodes 203 amino acids.
AUGAGAUCACGGUUAUUGCAGGCAGCAGCAGCAAAGGCGGUCGCAGGAGCAGUGGCGACAAAGGCAGCGUCGACGGCAGUGAGCAUUGCGGGGGCGGCGGCCUAUAAGGCAGGGGUAGCAACGCGGCUGAAGCUGCAGGCACUGGCCAACGCGGUGCGCAGGCCGAGACCCAGACCCACUGGCACCUCGAGGCCGCCAGCCACCGGCGCCCCGCCGGUCAGCCCGGAACCCUCGCUGGCCCCCGUGCCGGAGCCCGCCCCUGGGGGUGGCGUCCCAGGCGGUGACGUUAGCGGCGGUGGUGUCAGUGGAGGCAGAGGUGGCGGAGGCAGCAGAGGUAACGGUCAGGGUGACGGAGGUCUGCUGGGUGACUUCGGAGACACGCUGGCCUUCCCUGGAGGUGAAGCUGGCUUCCAGGGCACAGGGUUCGACUUUGGAGUGGGCUUUGGCGCCGGUGAAGGUGUCGCAGAUGGAGGACAAGCGGCUGUUGGCGCACAUCCGCAGUUUUCAUUUGAUCACCUGCAAGGUGGUUUUGGAGGCAGCGAGUUUGGAUUUGGCUUUGGCUCCUACGUUCCAGCAGGUGGAGAUAUCGGAGGAGGGCACCACAUUUGGUGA